AUGUCGGCUCUCCCAGCGCGUCGGUCGAUACUCAACCUUUACUCAUCCAUGCUGCGUGUAUCGCGUAGCUUCAGCUCCUACAACUUUCGCAACUAUUUUGUGGAUCGCACGAAAGACAAGUUCAGACUAAUUCAGAAUGAGAAAGACUCCGCUCGAGUGCAGACCAUGUAUGACGACGCCGUCGCAGAGCUCGCUGUCUUACGAAGAAGUGCCGCUGUAAACCGAAUGUACGGCGGGUGGCGACUGGCAGUGGAGCCAAAGAAAACUCCGCAACACAUUGAGAGCAUAUAG
Mycena indigotica is the source of this 291-nucleotide messenger RNA. RefSeq lists its product as uncharacterized. Gene Ontology annotation, cellular component: L-cysteine desulfurase complex; mitochondrion. Bases 1 to 291 code for a protein of 96 amino acids. The transcript has 2 exons. The record is from RefSeq and is a predicted model, not a curated record. Gene Ontology annotation, biological process: iron-sulfur cluster assembly. Lineage: Eukaryota; Fungi; Basidiomycota; Agaricomycetes; Agaricales; Mycenaceae.